CUCAAAAAAAAAUUUCUCUUGUUUCUCUCUAAUUUGCGUGUUUGCUCCCAUUUCCUUUUUCCAUAAAGUUGGGCGUGUUACUUUACAGUAAGCUGUGACAUCGUGAACAAAUGCAAAAUCUUAACCCUAGUUUUGUUUCGUUUUUAACUCUGAUGUAGUACGGUACUUUUAUGCUGUGUCGUUUAAACCGCUAUUCUUGUUCCGAACAGCAGGUGGCGUUGAAAGUUCAGAACUUUAAGGCUUUCACAUGUUUUGACGUUAAUUUCUCGAUUCUUAAAAAAAAAAAAAUGGGUGAAACUUGAUCAAUAGUAUUUUGUCUGUGAAAACUUGUGGUUUAAUUUCUAUACUCUAACCGUCCGUGCCAUCUCUAAUGGCCGUCUACAGACGCAGAGCUGGAGCCUGUCAAGUUGCACUUUUUGAGCUCCACAGAAGAGCUGCUACUUCUGCUCGAUGCGCUCAUUUAAACGGGGCGGAGAGCUAGAAAGACAGAGAGGUCUCAACGAGACAUUCACGUUUACAGCUGCUGGUCUGAAAUGUCUUCUAGGAAAACUAUAUUACGCGGUUCAUGCCGCCCCUGUGUGCGCUCUCUCAGAGCUCUGCUGGCUGUCUCUCUGUGCCACUUCAUAUCUGGAUACUCUGACAAAGACAGAGCACACGACUUGUUAUCCAAAUACCCCCUCAUUGAUGGCCAUAAUGAUAUAGCUCUCCGGCUCAGGAUCCUUCACAACAAUCAGCUGAGCAAGAUCAAUCUGACUCAUCUCAACAAUGUGGCCACUGACAUUUCCCGCCUCAGAGCAGGCCAUGUACAGACACAGAUGUUUGCAGUCUAUGUUUUGUGUGGGGCCCAGCAGAUGGAUGCUGUGCGGCUGACUUUGGAACAAAUAGAUGUAGUCAGACGUAUGUGCACCGAAUACCCAGACUUUGAACUGGUCACUUCCACUGAGGAAAUAAGGGCCUCAGCAAGGAAAAAAAAAAUAGCGUGUCUGAUAAGUAUUGAAGGGGGGCACUCCAUCGAUAGCAGCCUUCCAGCACUGCGCAUGUUUUAUCAGCUUGGAGUACGCUCCAUGUCCCUCACUCAUUCCUGCAACACUCCAUGGGCUGAAUCAUCUUCAAAACUUUAUGAUGUUUUUCUCAGAUCCAAUAACAGCCUGACAACAUUUGGAAAGGCUGUGGUGGAUGAGAUGAACAGACUUGGGAUGAUAGUGGAUCUUUCCCACACGUCUUGGGGCACAGCUACAGCCGUUCUGAAGCAUUCCAAAGCUCCUGUUAUUUUCAGUCAUUCGUCCUCUUACGCAGUCUGUGACCACAGCCGCAAUGUACCCGACUCGUUGCUUCACAAGUUGAAAAAGAACCGAGGGCUGAUCAUGGUGAAUUUUUAUGGCCCUUUUGUUUCCUGCAAGGACAAGGCUAUGGUCUCCCAUGUUGCUGACCACUUUGACCACAUUAAGAGGCUUAUUGGAGCUGAGUCUAUAGGAAUUGGAGGAGACUUUGAUGGUGGUAAUAGCUUUCCUGAGGGAUUGGAAGAUGUCUCAAAGUAUCCUGUAAUAAUCCAGGAGCUCUUGAAGAGGAACUGGACAGAGGACGAGUUGGCUGAUGUCCUUCGAAGGAAUUUCCUGCGAGUGUUUGAGGAAGUUGAGAGGGUUCGUGAUCAGCUAAUUUGGAAUAAACCAAGUGAAGAACAGAUUCCCCUAGAGGAGGUGGCAAACCCCUGCAGAUUGGUUCUCAGACAACCUGUCCUGAGUAAAUUAUCCGUGAACCAGAGCCCAUCCUUAAGAUCAGAGGGAUCACUGAAUUUGUUAUACCUGGGCUCAGUUUUGUUUUUUUCCCUAAUUCUCCUGACUUAAUGAAUACUUAGUAUCUCUUUUAUCUCUUUUUAUAGUUCAGUUUUUAUUAUCUAUAUGAAGAAUGAGACCUUAACUUUAAAACCUUAUCUGGCCCGCUGCGCAGACAUGCUUAUCUCCACCACCCUAAAUUCGGUAUGAUUAAAACCUAGAGAGUCCUAUUUUUUAAACAAGAUACAGCACGUCUCUGUCACACCUGUGGUGGUUUAAUAAUCCCACAGUGUAACAGAGAUUAAAAAACUCUCACUCCCUGGGGUUGUGCGCACAGUGAUGCACAGGUAGUCUCUCAUGAGCUGUGAAUGUGACCAAUUAACAAUGUAAUUUCUCCGCUGCUGUUCUUUUUUUUUUCUUUUCCUAUCUCAAUGUUUAUCACCAUAGCAAUGCAGAGGAGUGAACAGGCCAUUCUAGAACUUUCCUAAAAAUAUAUGUCAUGAUUUAUGGCAUUUAUUUUCAUUUUAUUGAUUUAUGCUGUGGACAGUGGUACUUUAUGCUGGGAAAGGUUCUCAGUCACCCAGGUCAUGGUCAUUCCAAAAAAAAGUUUAAAAAACAAAACAGCUGGACUUUUAUCCAAAGUUUGAAGAUGUUG
Fundulus heteroclitus (mummichog) is the source of this 2427-nucleotide messenger RNA. It is a transcript of the gene dpep2, whose product is annotated as dipeptidase 2. Gene Ontology annotation, biological process: proteolysis. NCBI's taxonomy places the organism in Eukaryota, Metazoa, Chordata, Actinopteri, Cyprinodontiformes, Fundulidae. Bases 534 to 1844 code for a protein of 436 amino acids. Gene Ontology annotation, molecular function: metallodipeptidase activity. The record is from RefSeq and is a predicted model, not a curated record. The transcript has 11 exons.